AUGUCGACAUCGAAUGAGCUGUCUGGUGCAUCGACACUGUCGGCUUCUCUUCAGCCUAAUGCGCCGGAAAACAAUGGGGAGAAGCUGAUGCCGGACCCAGAAGAAAACAUCAGCGCUCACCUUCACGGCGGCCUUGAGUUGUCAAAUGUCCUCGUUCCACAAGGCUUCUUUGAGAGUGCAUAUUUUCCUGCAAUCGAUGUUCCUACAGGAAAUACUGGCGACGGUGGCUCUCAUCAGGAACUGUAUGUUUCAGCAGAGGAAGGCUCCUCCUUUCUAGACGCCUCAUUGGGCAUAGAGUCAGGUCAUGCGGAGUCUGAUAGUCUCGGCUAUAGCGAACCUGUCAACUGGCCACUCUCAAACGUUCAUGAAACGAAUGCCAAUUACUGGGACCGGAUCUACGAGGGAAUGCGGAGCCAAUUCAUGGAAGAUGAGAAAUACAGAUAUCAUUCUCCCGUUUCUCAGUCCCAGAGAUGGGCGACUCCUCUCAGGGAAGAAGCAUUCUCGCUUCUUGAACCUGAUGAUGGGACGCUCGUGCCUUACAAAGAUCCCUACCUCGAGGAAGAAGAUGGCGACAUCUGGCUCCCUGUAACUGUAUCUGCUCCGUUGUCCCUCAAACCCAUCCCCCGCACUCCUAAGCGGCGGACUAAGGGCAAAUCUCCUGUAAAGAAGAAGGCAAAGACGCCUCGGACCCCGAAAACGCACAUGAGCCGUUCGACCCUUCCAAAGGCCUCGCCGAAGAAACGGGCAUCGGACAACGUCGCUGGAUUGAAUACUCCGCCCACGACACCGGCUCGGCGUUCCGCUCGGCUAGACGAGAAGAAGAAGAAAGUCGUUGAGGAGCAAGUGGAUGAGUUGCUCCUCAAGCCUGGGCAGCAAGAUGUUUAGAUCGACAGAUGAGGGUGUCCCAUCAAGCGUUUCAGCUCUGGUUUACCCUGUUGUUUGUACUGCUGGAUUUUAUUCCAGUCAUGGACCCGCCGCCGAAUACUUCAACGUCAUCUCUCUUUUGUUCCAGUUUUUUCACUCACUUCCGUGAUCGAUGCUUCCAACUAGAUGCUUGUCACUCCUUCCCCUGUUCCAUGUCUGACUCUCAUGUCUGCGUCCAACUUGCUUAUGAAC
Laetiporus sulphureus 93-53 is the source of this 1116-nucleotide messenger RNA. RefSeq lists its product as uncharacterized. Bases 1 to 885 code for a protein of 294 amino acids. NCBI's taxonomy places the organism in Eukaryota, Fungi, Basidiomycota, Agaricomycetes, Polyporales, Laetiporaceae. The record is from RefSeq and is a predicted model, not a curated record. The transcript has 4 exons.